Amphibalanus amphitrite is the source of this 2168-nucleotide messenger RNA. RefSeq names its product leucine-rich repeat-containing protein 49-like. The record is from RefSeq and is a predicted model, not a curated record. The annotation marks the transcript as partial. NCBI's taxonomy places the organism in Eukaryota, Metazoa, Arthropoda, Thecostraca, Balanomorpha, Balanidae. Gene Ontology annotation, molecular function: protein binding. The transcript has 9 exons.
UGGUCGGGCAGGCGGGGCAGCGGCGCCCGCGGCCGGCCCAUCGCUCUGGUGGGCGCCGUGGACUCCAGCGAGGCAGGCUCCUCGUCAGACGCCGCCGGUCAGCGGGGACCCGCUGACCAGCCCGACCCCGCCGCUGUCGCUGCCGAGAAACAGAAACGGAUCAAAAUCUCCUUCGAUGGCCAGGGCCUGUUCGCCUGGCCGGAGUCGGUGGACAAGGCGGUCAACCUGCUCACGCUGCAGAGCAACUUCAUCAGCCGGCUGCCGGACGGUCUCUACCUGCCGGCACUGGUGCUGCUCGACCUCUACGAUAACCAGUUGGAGAGGCUCGGCGGCCUCCGGCACCUCGAGACACUCCGCGUUCUCGUCGUCGCCAGAAAUAGGCUGCGCAAGAUCGAGGGUCUGGAGCAGCUGGUGCACCUGGAGAUCCUGGACCUGCAUAGUAACUACAUCACGCGCACCACCGGCCUGGAGACGCUCAGUCGUCUGCGCGUGCUGAACCUGGCCAAUAACUGCGUGCGCACAGUGGGCGGCCUGGCCGGCCUGGGCAGCCUGCAGCAGCUGAACCUGCGCGGCAACUCGCUGCGCCGGCUGGUCGGCCUCGAGCAGCUGCCGCGACUCGUCAAACUCAACCUGGCGCACAACGACAUACGCAGGCCGGAGGACGUCGAGUGCCUGGUGAACUGCCACCAGCUGGAGGAGCUCUCGCUGAACGGCGCACCAGUAGCCGCCCACCCCGGCUACCACCCGCUCCUCUACCGACUGAAGCGGCUCAAACUGCUCGACGGGAUGCACGUGGAGCGGGGCCCUGAGGAGCCGGCAGUCGGGCCGGCCGGGGCAUCCGAGCCGGCGCCGCCGGCCCGGCUGCCGGACCUGGUGCCGGCCUGUGAGAGGUCCGUGAGCGCCAGCGCCAGCUCCGUCAGCUCGCUGAGCGAGGAGGCGGCAGCCGCGGCACCGGGCUGCCGCUGCGGCCGGCCAGCGCCGCUCGACUCGGCCGACACGCUGCGCACCGGCGAGACAGAGCUGGAGAUCAAAGACGGCUGUCUGAUCGUCUCCGGAGACCGGGCACUCAGGCUGCUGGCCACCUGGGAGCCGCGGGACGCCGGUCAGGUGCGCUGUCUGGCCUUCAGCCGGCUCGAGUUUGACCAGCUGGCGCCGCUGUUGGCCGCGCUGCGGGACCGGUUCCCGCAGGCGGCCGCGCUGCGUCUGGGCGCGGUGCGUCUCAGCACGCUGUCGCAGCUGAACGCCGUCAGCCGGCUGGGCGAGCUGCGUCAGCUGACGGUGGAGCCGGCCGGGAACCCGGUGACGCAGCAGCGCCUGUGGCGGCCGUACGCCGUCUACCGACUCCACCACCGCGGCCUGAGGCGGAUCAACGACACGGCCGUCAGCGGCGAGGAGGCGGCCGCCGCCGCCGCUCAGUUCGGACCGCUCGGCCGACUCGCCUUCUGCUGCCUGCCAGAGAGCCGGCUGGUCGAGAUCGCCGAGCGGCUCUGGUUCAGCGACGUCAGAACCAAAAACGGUGACACCAGACCGACCGUGGAGCAGGUCCGCCGCCGGCUGGCCGACCCCCGACUCCAGGGUGUCAUGGAGCGUGAAGCGCUGCUCUACAGUCCGCGGCGCACCGCCGGCCCGUGUCCGUCGCUGGAGGCCCCUCUGCGGGAGGCGCAGCGCUCGGUGGCGGCGCUGCGCACCUUCCACGGCCUGCUGCCCAGCCUGCUGCGGGAGCUGAGCGGCUCCGCGCACCAGCGGCGAGCCGGCUCGGCCACGGCCGGCCACGAGACGCGCGCCCUGCUGGACCAGCUGGCCGCCUCCAUCGACGGUCCCAGCUCGUGACGCUGAGCCGCGCGGCCCCGCCGUCCCAGCCCUGCCCUCAAACGGAGCGGGCGUUGCGUGCUCCAGCGAUAACAGGCCAGCGCCCCGUCCCCUUAGGUGGCUCACGAGACCCGUCGCCGACCCACGCCGUGCUCCACGCCACACGCGCGGGGCUGAGGUGAUUGGAAACCAACUGGGUCACCGCGACCGCCCCCUGAUGUCAUCGAGCGGGAGAGCUGCCGACUCCGCCCGCCGCCAGGCAGAGUUUGGGGUGAGGGGAGAGAGCGAGGGAGGGAAGGACGCCAUAGACUGCCAUCCAAACCAACUGUGAUCAUCCUCGCAAAUCUAUGUCAAGGAAU